CUAUGGUCUUGCAAAUAGUUUGGAUUCCAUGGGCUAAGUGUUCUGUAUUUCAUUGGAAACAAGUUUUAACCAGAAUGCUUGUGACACCAAAUUGAAAUCUAGUUAAACGAGUCCCACAUAGCAAUGUGUUACACAGGCUUCUCAGUACACCAUAAUGGGAGUCACAGGAUGGGAACACUGCUGGGGCCAUACAUGACAGAAGGUAGAAGUUAUUUUCGCCUAGAUCAUCGAACUGCGUGGACGACGACCACGCAUUCAGAACUGGAUUUGGGUACCAAUAUCUUUUUAUAAUAUUGCUUGGCAACGAUCCUAUCUAAGAAUAAAACACAGCCAGGUCAGUGUGAAUUUAGCCACUACAACAAGCAUUCCUGUGGGUUGUCCUAAAUGUUAGGAAGGCUCUUGGAGAGGGCUGCAGAAAGCAACCGGAAGUGAUCACCGCAGCAUCUCAUAACGUGUAAUCGCCGGUGGCGGAGUCCAGUGUCGCUCUGUUUGUUCACGUUAAAUCGUGAAAGUUUAACAAUGCAAGGCUUAGCUGCGACACAACUAGUAGUUAGUCUGAAUGCGAGCGGACAUAGCUGCGAACAAAGGCGUUGGUUUGCACAAGAAGCGCCACCCCUCUAGCGUUACCUGUUUGGUGGGAUUGUUUUAGUCAUGGACGGUGCGGGACAGCGCGUCGCACACUUGGACGCCAAACAUAUCGAUACAAGGUCCGAGUUAUAGUUUAUUCAUGUCAUUAGUUUGGUAUGCCAAAAAUACUGUCGGCAACCUGGGUGAAGCAGAAUGUCACCGCGAUUGGAUUUAAUUGGACACACUGAGCGUCGGCUGAACUGAGGCGCUGUUGUUGGUGCAGAUUACGCGCUGCGACUUGUCAGUGGGAAUAACAGUUUCAAGGCGAUAAGCGACCGUGCGACACAUCCGAUGGACUAUCGGAAGAAGAAGAGGUUGACUUACUUCACCAUUGGACUCAUCUUCCUCUUCAGUGGCAUUGAGUAUGCCGUGAUAUUACCCACGAUAUGGAAGUACCUGCAGACCCUGGAGGCGGCCCCCUACUUCCUGGGUCUGGCCCUAUCAGCGUUCAGCCUGAGCGGACUGCUCUCUGGGCCCUUGUUUGGCCACCUGUCCGACAAGACGCGGACCACCAAGAAGAUCAUCCUGUUCGCCAAUUGUUUCGAGAUUAUUGGUAACUUCAUGUACUUCAUGGGCUUCUCCAAGUGGCUACUGCUGGCAAGCCGUCUGGUGGCAGGGGUCGGCACAGGGGCCGGGUCGGCCAUCUUUGGUUUCCUCAGCAGAAGCACCGCUCCCGAGGACCGCGCCUCAGUGUUCGCCGCCGCCAUGGCAUGUCGGCAAGCGGGCCUUCUCAUUGGUCCUGCCUUCAACCUGUUCCUGCGGUUGUGUGACUUCAAAAUCGGUCCCUUCGUGGUCAAUAAAUUCACUGCACCUGGGCUCUUCAUGUGCCUGAUGUGGAUCCUGCUCCAGCUGGCCGUGGUCUUCAUGUACUGGGACCUCCCGCCCCAAGAGAAGGGGGGGCCGGCCAAGGGCGUGGCGAGCGGCGCCCGGGAGGACGUGGAAGGCGAGACGCGGCGGGGGCGGGGACCGUCGUUGCCGGGGCAACCGGAAGAGGAGUCCCAGGAGGAGGAGGAGGAGGAGGAGGAGACGGACGAGAGCAAGCCGCUGAUGACGUCCAAUGAGCUGCAGGGGUCGUACGGAGCGGUGGUCACCCCUGACCCGGCCGGGAGCCCCGUUACCAACGGCGACCUCGCUCGCCCGUCCGAGUCCCCGGAGCCGGAGGAGACGGCCGGACCCUUCUCGAGGUUCAACCUCAGCAGAGAGUUUAUGAGGGAAGAAGUGAUCGUUUUGCUGGCUGCUCAGUUCAUCACUCUAUUCAAUCAGACAGCACUGGAGACCAUGGUCACCCCGCUGACCCAGAAGUACUUUGACUUCGGCGAGCUGGAGAACAGCGUGAUGUACUGCGUGUGUGGCGUGGAGGUGAUCGCCGGCUUCCUGUUUGUGCACUGGCUGAGCCGGCGCGCCAAGGAGCGAGUGGUGCUAGCCGUGGGCCUGGCCAUCUGCAACAUCAGCUCCGUCUGGUGCCUCAUCUUCCUGGCCAACCCCAUCGGUGAUUUCCCCUAUCAGCUGACGGAGUUUAUCAUCGGCGUGUUCCUGCAGGUCCUGGGCUUGCCCUUCGUUGCAGUGGCCCAAGUUUCUCUCUUCUCCAAAGUCACGUCUGAAAAAACACAAGGUUUCAGCCAGGGGGUCCGGCGCUCAGUGGGGGGUCUAGCCACCAUCCUGGGGCCCCUUUGGGCCGGGGGUCUCACUGAGAACAUGUACAUCAUGCUUGGUGUCAUCAUGGCUCUGUUGCUGCUGCUGACGAUCAUGAUGGGGUUCUCCUAUGACCGGCUGGUGCAUCCCGCUGCUACUGAGCAUGCUGAAGAUAACAGUGACGAGCAUGAAUGAACCUGCUGUUGGGAGCCACCAGGUUCUGAGGCUUCCAGUCCCCAAGCUGUGGGUGUAGCACCGAGCGAUCGCACGUCCCCCAGCUAGCCGGCCGCAGCCCCCUGGAAGCCCGUCCUUAGCAACACCAGUGAUGUGUUUAUAUUUCCCAUGGAAAUAUACAGCCCCUAGCAGGCGCCGCACGCAAUCUGCAAAUUAGGUAUC
This is a messenger RNA of Gadus chalcogrammus (walleye pollock), 2655 nucleotides long. RefSeq names its product major facilitator superfamily domain containing 8-like 1 (gene mfsd8l1). The coding region runs from base 919 to 2454 and encodes 511 amino acids. Gene Ontology annotation, molecular function: transmembrane transporter activity. Gene Ontology annotation, biological process: transmembrane transport. The record is from RefSeq and is a predicted model, not a curated record. Lineage: Eukaryota; Metazoa; Chordata; Actinopteri; Gadiformes; Gadidae. The transcript has 12 exons.